This is a messenger RNA of Topomyia yanbarensis, 577 nucleotides long. Its product is annotated as general odorant-binding protein 56d-like. Gene Ontology annotation, biological process: sensory perception of smell. The record is from RefSeq and is a predicted model, not a curated record. The coding region runs from base 54 to 452 and encodes 132 amino acids. Lineage: Eukaryota; Metazoa; Arthropoda; Insecta; Diptera; Culicidae. Gene Ontology annotation, molecular function: odorant binding. The transcript is spliced from 2 exons.
AUCAUCAGUCAGUUGAAAACCAUUUGGGCGUGGAAGUUGGAAACAUUUCCAAAAUGAAAUCCCUUGUUGUUAUUGUAUCCUUUACUUUGAUUGCCAGCUGUCUGGGCAUCAGUGAGGAGGAAAAGGAAGCUGCUUGUCAGCUAGCCGGUAGAUGUAUGCAAGAAACUGGUACCUCUGAAGAUUCGGUUCAGCGUCUGCGUAACGGAGAUACUUCAAAUGUUGACAGCAACUCCAAAUGCUUUUUACAGUGUUUCUUCCAUGGUGCCGGAUUUGUCGAUGGGAAUGGAAAUGUCGACGAAGAUCAUGUCGUCGAAAAACUUUCCUCCCAGUACGAUCGAACCAAGGCUGAAGAGAUUGUGCAAAAGUGUAAGAACAACAGUGGUGCCAAUCCAUGCGAGCGAUCGUUCAGCCUUUUCGAAUGUUACGUUGCCAACAGAGCUAGUUUGAUGUAAGCGACAUGAACAGACUAAAGUGAAACGGACAAUUGUAGCUAAGCGGUGAAAUUCAUGAGACACUCUUCCAUUAUUGAAUGUUAGAGAAUCAGUUCCUAAUAAAAUUAAGUUGAAGCUUCAAAUAA